AUGAAUCCAUUCUCUUUUAAUUCCUAUUUCGUGCAGAUUAUCGCUGAAGUGGAAAAGAAUCAGAGUGAUCCCAGCGAAAGACUCCUCAAAAUAAAAUCUCCGUUUCACGCCCCAAUAAUGCCACCACAAUCUGAACCAACUCCCAGCGGUGUGGUGUUCGAAUCCGACACCCAAACAUCAGACUUGGGUCUAGCGAAAGACGUGUCCGGCCUCAAGAACGCUGCCCCAAAGAAAUACGAAUAUGUCUGGGUUAACAUAUUCUGGUUUUUGUUUCUGCAUAUCGGGUCUGCGUAUGGGAUUUACUUAGGGUUGACUUCAGCAAAAUGGCAGACAAACGUUUUUGCGUUUCUUGUCCAUCUCAUGUGCGCUAUUGGUAUUGGUGCCGGAUCUCAUAGGCUUUGGACACAUCGUUGCUUCAAAGCGAAGACACCACUACGUAUUGUACUAAUGAUUUGGCAAACAAUGGGAUUUCAGGAUAGUAUAUUCGAAUGGGCGCGUGACCAUCGCACUCACCACAAAUAUGCAGACACAGAUGCCGAUCCACACAAUGCAGAGAGAGGACUCUUCUUUUCUCACAUGGGUUGGUUGUGCUGCAAGAAAAACCCAGAAGUCAUAGAAGGAGGUCGUCGGAUUGAUGUCACUGAUCUAUACGAAGAUCCGGUAGUCAUGUUUCAGAAGAGGCAUUACAUGAAGAUGAUGCCGAUUCUAUGCUUUGUCCUACCCACUGUAAUUCCUGUAUACUUCUGGGGUGAAACUUGGUUAAAUGCUUUCUUCAUACCCACAAUACUUCGGUACACUUGCGGAAUCAACGUGGUAUGGAGUGUGAACAGUUUUGCUCAUACUUUUGGGUAUCGUCCGUAUGAUAAGUCGUUGAACCCGCGAGACAACAUCGGCGUGUGGAUGAUUUGCGUUGAAGGUUUCCACAACUACCACCACACGUUCCCAUGGGACUACCGCGCUACUGAAUUACCUCUAUAUAACAUGCUUACUCCGACAAUUGUUUUUAUUGAAGCCAUGGCUAAAAUUGGUCAAGCCUACGAUUUAAAGUCUGUGUCCCCGGAGAUAGUAAAACAGAGAUCUUAUCGGACUGGCGAUGGCACACAUUUCCUAUGGGGCUGGGACGAUCCCGAGUUUACCGAAAAAUUAAAAGAAAAAUAUGGAUCUAUUCAUAAUGCCCAGAGGAAAGCGGCAUAA
Molecule: messenger RNA, 1194 nt
Organism: Leptosia nina
Lineage: Eukaryota; Metazoa; Arthropoda; Insecta; Lepidoptera; Pieridae
Source: the annotation of a GenBank genome assembly